Messenger RNA from Linum trigynum, 1979 nucleotides. Lineage: Eukaryota; Viridiplantae; Streptophyta; Magnoliopsida; Malpighiales; Linaceae. The record is from the annotation of a GenBank genome assembly.
AUUGGAUCAUCGCCCGUGAAGCCCGCAGCAAAGCCCAGUGGUUUUAAAGAGUCUAAGACUCUUGAACCCAUGGUUGUCACAUUGAGCAUUUGCCGGUAGUGAAUAAGAAUUCCAGCAACCAACGCUAUUUGGCUCCGGAAGAUGCGUCCAUGCCUUGGGAUUAGACAGCUAGAGUGACAGGAAGGUCAAGUAUGGCGAAGAUGAGGCUGCUACUGCUCUUGAAGCCUUUCGACAUGUACCCAGUUGGCCAACACUUCUGUCAGUCCCGCAUUACCAAUCCCAAGGUGGAUGCAUUUCCACGAACUACCCAACUUUUACUUCUCCGUUGGUUUUGUGAGGGUGUUAGUUAGUUUAAUUAUUAAAAUGGUAGGGAAUCGAUGGGUCUUCUUUCUGGGUUUCUUGUCUUGUGUUCAGCUUGAAUGUCACGAAGACGUCCUGUUCGAUGAAAUGCCUCACUCAGGACAAAGUUCCCCUUUUUGCUUUUAUGUGGUCUGCGUCUAUUUCAUUCUGGAUCCUAUACCUUGAAGCUUGGGCUGUUAACAAAACCAAUUGACUUAUCAAACCAUUUUUGUUACAACAAGAGUUUCUUCAGCUUAGUCAUGCUCUGUUGUAGAGUUCGACGUGGUAUAUGAGGUAUAGAGGUUGAAUGAUCCCCGAUUUCUAUAAGGAGAACAUCUUGACACCAAAGUUUCUCUAUUUAUUCUACCCUGUUCUUUGUUUUUUCCCCUUUCUGGAGCUAAAAGCUCUUUUGCAUAAUUCGAAAUAAUUCAAUUGCCGAGUUAAGCCCUUUGUCGGCUGAUGCUUGCCAUCUCCAUAUAUCUAAUGUGGACAUCUAUUUCAUACAUUGCAGAUUUUUCAAUUCCUAGAUAAUAGGCGGAAGGUCCACAAAGAAGCUGUGAACUUCUGUCAGAGCAUUUUACAGAGGAAGGCAGUUGAUUGGGAGCCGGUUUUACGUGCUAACCUGUCUCAACCAAUUCAUAAUUUUGAUUUUGUUGUUACUGUUGGUUGUGAUGGCACUCUUCUGAAAGCAAGUCAUUUCAUGGAAGAUUCAAUUCCGGUUCUUGGAGUGAACUCAGACCCAACUAAAGUUGAAGAGGUAGGGCUCUUGAUCCAGUCUAUGUAGCAUCUGGGAGUUUGCUGCAUUUUACACUUGAUUUCAGUGCCUUCUCUUGUAGGUUGAGGAAUUUGGUGACGAUUUUGAUGCUACCAGGAGCACUGGCUACCUGUGUGUGCGGCAACUAUGAAUAACUUUGAACAGGUUCUAGAUGAUAUCCUAGACGGUCGUAAACAGCCUUCCGAAUUGUUGAGGAUGUCGAUUCGAGUAAACUCACAGCUGUUAUCUACGUUUGCCCUUAACGACAUAUUGGUAGCACACCCAUGCCCUGCAACAGUCUCUCGAUUUUCAUUUAGGAUUACAAGGGGUGACAAAUCAAGUACGCCACUAGUGCACUGUAGAAGUGGCAUUAGAGUCUCAACUGCUGCCGGUUCGACAGCUGCAAUGCUCUCAGCAGGUGGGUUCGAGAUGCCAAUCUUAUCGCAAGACCUCCAAUACAUGGUUCGAGAACCCAUUUCACCUGCAACUGCUGUUUCUAGCUUGACGAUGCAUGGGACUAUGAAGCCAGACGAGGCCAUGGAGAUGACUUGGUCCUCAGAGAAGGGUUUUCUAUACAUUGACGGUUCCAACGUUGUGCAUAGUAUUCAGUAUGGAGACACAAUUCAAACGUCUGCUGCAGCCCCUCAUUUGAAAGUUUUCUUGCCCGACAGGCUGGAGUCCUCAUGAACAAUUCAGACUAGAACCACUAAUGUAAAUAAUAAAGCAAAGGUCUGCAAAAUGUUCUUGUUCUGGUUGUACACCUGUAAAGUUACCGAGCCAAUUCCCUAACUUCAUCAACGGGUUGCUCGGUGCUCCAAAAGCUAGGUUAGAAGCUUCAGGCUUCAGCAGCUUUUCUGUUCCCAGAGAAUAAGGUAUGGCUGUUUGU